AUUUUUUACGUUUACGUUUUGUUUAGUUUAGAUCAGACAUUAAAUUGUUUUCUACAAUAAUAAAAAAAAAUAAGAUAAAAUCUAGAGUAGAUCUACUCUACUACUAGAUUCUAGAUCUAGUGCUACUAUGUUUAGAUCUAAUUCACAUUGUUGAUCUACUACUUAAAAAAUUUGUGUAUUGUAGAGACUAGAGGAGUCACCAAAGGCAAAGGAGUCUAGAUUGACUAGAUCUACCUAAACUAAAGCCUAAAGUGCCUAGAGUUAUUCAAUUAAUUAACAGUCUAGGUAUGGAUUAUGGAUUCCACUAAAUGCAUGAUUUAUAAAAAUUUAUUAUUGAACGAAUCUGAAAAUCUUGGAUCAUGAAGUCAAAUCAGAGUGCUUUGUGGAGUGAGGUCAAGAUGUUCUAACUAGUUCUUUUGACUCCUAGUCAUCCUGUCAGAAGUGAUGUUAACCCCAUGACAGACGCUAAGUACUCCAUCAAUUAGUAUCAGAAUGUCAUUUGUUGGACUGAGUGAUGACUUUCAAUUGGAUGAUGAUGGCAUUCUUAGGGACUCUAUGAAUGGUGCUGAUCUCUUGAUUGAUGAUGAGGGCAUCUUACGGGAUGAUACAUUUGAUGCAUUCAGGCAUGAAGUGCGAGGUCAAUGGACAGACUCAGGCUUUAGUGGAGACAAGCAGUCUACCACAUCCACCUUGCGUCAUUUGCAAAACAGUUUUGAAGAUCUGGCUCCAAUCGGAGAUGAAAGUAUCAACAUUAGUGAGCUGGAGGCUUCCAAAGAUGAAUUGAGUUUUGAGCAUCAAGUUGAUCAUUUAGAUAGAAGUGCUUUAAAACAUCAAAAUGCAUCAUCUCAUGGUCUUCUAGACACACUGGAGAGCACUUUAGAUAAACCUGAAGAUCUAAAUGAAUCUUAUAGGAAGCACAAAAGGAAGUUUUCACGUCAAGAAGAACUCAGCACAGAGAAUGCCCCAAAUGAAAUGUUUCCACCUGAAUACUAUCAGCAGCUUCGUGAGCUCGGAGUAUUGGUGGAUGGUGUUGACUUGUCAAGAGACUCUUUGGAUGAGUUUGAGGAUGAGGAGUCCAAGACAGAGGAAAUUGAGAAAGAGGACAAAGAGCAUGAUGAUCUUAUAGCCCAGUAUCUGGCCAGUGAGUACAGAAGAGAGGAAGCAGAAGAACAAAACCUCAGGGAAGAAGAGAUUCAGAAAAGAAAGUCUAGCCUGCAGCAGUCUGGUGCAAGAGCUGGAGAGAACUUUUCCAGUGCUAGUUCUGCACGAACUAUCAGCAGCCAUAGCUUCCCUGAUGACAAUGAGGACUAUGCUUAUGACAGCAUGUCACAAAAUCUGGGCAGCCAGACACAGUCUCAGAAGACAGUGGGAGACGAUGAAGAAGUAUUAAACAUUACCAGCAAAAUUGUACAACCACCCUCAUUGACUAAUGUGCAGACAUUGGGCGGAAAUUUUAACUCCAGUUUUCGUAAAACUGGUCGAGGCAGCACAUCUGUAGCCUCUGAGUAUCAGGAUGAUGAUACCAAACUGGCUUACUCUGAGUCUCUGCCUCGACCAUCAUCUGCAACAAGCCACUACUUAACAGCUUCAGAGCUAGUCUUUGCCAGGCAAAAGAAAGCAGAGGAAGCAGCAACUCAAAGGAUGUUCAGGGCGAGGUCGCAAGAUGAACUUCAGAUUAAAGGGGGAGAAAGAAAUCAUAAACAUUUCAUGCCAACUCUGAGCAGUGCGGAGCCUUCACACUCUCUCAAGACAAAGAGUAAAAGUAAAAGUGUCAGCAACAUUGCCAGGUCUGGCCCAGUCAAACCAACUCACAUGACAGUUUCAGAAAUCUCACUGCUCACGGAUGUUGAGAACCAACAAUUUUUUCCUUGGGAAGAUGCUAACAGCAAGUCUGUGACUCAGGAGUAUGAAAAUGCUGGCGAGCUCUCCACCCGCCUAACUCAAGAGGCACAGAAGAGGAAACAAGCCACGGAGCUUGUGCAGCAGCUCCAGAAAGACUACGACAACUUGCUGACCAAAUACGCCCUGGCGGAGCUGACCAUCGAUCAGAUGAGGCUUGGGGCUAAGAUAACUGUGCACACAGACUCUCCCACACCCUUACAAGCUCAAACUGGAGUCAUGUCACCGAUACCAGCUGCCCAAUCUGGACAAAUGGUAACACUGCGUCAGUCCCCAAGCCAGGCUGCAAAGAUUUCUACAAUAAAUAACAUUGUUGGUCGUUCCAGUCCAUUUAGAGCAGAUGCUAGUGACCAAACUGAUGGACGGCACACCCUUUCACAAGAUGACCAGAGGUCAAGAUCACGUCCUGACCUUCUGAAAGGAAGCAUCAUCAGCUUACACCAUUCCAUUACCGAAGGGGAGGAUGGCACCCUUGGUUCUCCCGAGGCUAUUACAGAGACAGUCAGAGCAGACAUGUUUAAACAGGCCAGGGACAUGGAAGACAAGCUUGAAUCGUUCUACACUCUUGUAGAACAAAGGCAGCUAACUCUAGAGGAACAGGAAAAAGUGUUUGAAAGUAUUAAAGCAGAUCAUGAAACAUUACGUCGAUCCUAUCUCCAGGCCAAAGAGGAUUACAAUGUUCUCAGGCGCUCAGGUGCUAUCAACUUAGACGCACAGAACUUUGAUGAAAAUAAACAAUUGGAAGGUCAUUUGUUCAGACUGGGCAUGAGAUUUGAUGAAGUCCAGGAGAAAGUUGAGCAGAAUAUGAAAGAGAAACCAAUUCACAGACAGCCAUUUUCUUCUGACAGUAUUAAACCUUCAGAGAUCAAGAAAUCAGGGAGCACAACAACUAAGGAGGAUAAGAAGAAUGAUGAUGAUGAGAGACUUAGAGACAGACAUUCCCUCAACACUAGCAGAAACUUAUCCGUGGACUCAACAGAUGACAUGGCUUUUGAACAGCAAGUCCAGGAGCUCAAGUCAGAAUACAACACUGGUAUGGAUCUAUACAGAAGGCUGAAGUACACAGCAGACACACCGGAGGGGGCUAAACAGAUUGAAAGGGUUAUCUUGAAACUCAAUGACAUCUGCAGUGAGAUGCCAGAGAUGUUUAGACUGUCCCCAGAGAUUCAAACCAGAUUGGAAAAGAUAGACCAGAAACAAGUCAGAAGUCAGAGAAAAUCACCUUUACCUCAGUCCUCUAGAAAUAGUCCAUUAGUUAUGAAACCUCAUCAUGGCUCAGAAUUCUCUGAUUCAGACAGCUCAAAAGCUCGAUUCGGUGGCAGCACAAGAUCCAGUUUGGGUUCAAUACUGCCAGAUCGUAUGGACCAACCUCCUUACCAAAGUAGAAACAACUCCACAUUGCCCAAUAACUUUCCCAGCUCUAUGAAUGGUGCCACACACAAUGGCCAUGGAGACAUUAACUCCCAUGAUAAUGACAGACACUCAUCAAGAUCAAGAAGGUCUAGUAGAGGGGAAGACCACUCUUUCUCUGACAGAUCAUUCCAUUCUAAUGAUGCCUUCAACACAACUCUACCAAGACCUAGAAGACAUGCUCAUGAACUGAAGGAUCCUAAACUGUCUGCGCUUCCAGACACAAAGUUGAACUCGAGUCAAGUGCCACAUCCUUCAAGAAGUGAAACGUCUGGUCUCAAAGGUGCAGUGGGAGGAGAUAGUCAUGGAAAAGCAGGCAUAGGUGAGGACACAGAAGGGGCUCUGGCGGCACUGCCAGGUCCAGGCAAAUUCAAGCAGAUGACCAAGCAAAGAGCAGCUGAUGAUGCUGACAGUGGGUUUAUAGGUUCCAUGGUGGGCUCUGGUGUGGGGGAGCCACCAGCUGUUGUGCAGAAGCAAGGAGAGCGCCCUCUGGUGUUGAAAUUGAGAAAACCUAAUGAUGAAAGUUCCACAAUUACAGAUACCUCAUUUGACAGAUCAUCUCACUUUUCUGGGAGGUCACAGACUAGCAGCAAACCACAUAGGAGGAAAAGCUCCAGACGACAUGAACGCUCAUUUGGAAGCAGUCAGAGAGAUGCCAGUUUUGAUGAAGAGGAUGAGACUCUGGAAACUGUGGAGAGUGAAGUCAGUUCUAGAUCUGGGAAACACUCCAAGAGUAGCACAGACAGAACUAGACCCAGACAGAAGAGGGAAGCAGAACAUAACCUAGAUAAAAGUACAGAGUCGGACCACUCAACACCAAGGGCUGUCAGGCAGACCUCAGCAGUUGUAACCAAGACAACCUCCAGUACCAGCACUAGUCAGUCUAAAGCCCAGCAAUUACCUGUUCAGGUGUCCAAGUCAGAGACCAAGACACCUUUUACUAAAGAUGUGGGAGUCACUCAGUCCACUUCAACAUCCACGGCUACUGCUACAAAAGUCAAAGACAAUUUAUCAGAUACUAAGAAACCUGCACAAAAAGAAGAUGCCAGCCAAAAGCACUCCUCCGGUUCACUUCUCCCUAACUCUGAUAUGUCUGAGAGACGUCAAAGCACAUCUGUUUCUCACUUUGGAAACACUAGCACAUCCCCAUCUCGCCCCAGCAGUCGUGGCUCACCUACUGUUGACUUGAUGCACACCAGGAGCCGAAGGACCAGCAUAGAGAGUGGAAGGCUUAGCCGGAGUGGAACUGAUCUUGGUCGUCAUGAUUUAGAGUUGAGACAGGACAGAGCUCAAUUAAGAUCCAGUCAGCUGAAUAUUCCAUCUGAGGGAAUCAGUUCAAGUUUUCUAAACCCUUCAAAUAAUGUUGAGUCUCUUCUCCUGCUACCUCAUGACCUCAGGCAUGAGGACCUAGUGAAGAGAGGGAAAGAGUAUGAGAAUAGAAGUGUGGGCUCAGAUGUGGAGGUUGGAUCAAGUAUCACCACCAGGGCAUCCAGCAUCAACAGCAAUCUUAGGUUAAAGGCUUUACAAGAAGAGAUAGAAAAACUGAAAGAAGGCUUUGCCAAGGCCAAUGAGAAAUCUUCUCAGCCACCUCCCCCGCCCCAGAUAUACCAUGUACCAGCGCCACAACUGCCAACAGCUGAGGGCAAACAAGAACCAGAGUACUAUGAUCCUUUUGAUGAUCCCUAUGGGUUCAUGAGAAUGCCACGUAGGCGGGCCAACUCGUUCUCUGGAGGUCGGGAGCGUGAGUGGGAUGAGUGGUACUGGACCUUGCCCCAGAAUCGUCAGUAUGAUGGAGGAGACAUUCCUUUAGGCUAUGCUGCAGCUGAUGCAUAUGCUGAGCACCCAAGAAUGCGUAGAGAACGUAAUACAAAAGAGAAUGUGAGAAACAGGCUGAGACAGAAACGUAUGGAACGUACGGCUCAAGGAGAUAUCCCACCAACAGAAGUGGUGGAGCCAGUUGGUGCUAGUGGAGAAACAAUUCCACUUGCUACUGCUGGUGGAAGCGCAGCUCCAGAAGAGGCGGCUGCUAUGUACAAUUACUUCAUCCCGUCCAGGUUCAGCACUGAAGCAAUGCGGCAACAGAUGGCCUCCAGGGGAUACUUCACCACUCCGAGUGGAGGAAAAAUUUAUUCCAGUACAGGAGAAGAAGCAGACAAUGAAGAUGAGAGAGGCAUUCAGAGUGACAUUGGCAACAGACCAGGAGCCACAGGUCAGACACAAAGUAGACCAUGGUACCAGAUUAAAAGACCUCUGCGUCCACCAGCUUAUCAAAGUAUUGGUGCGGUCAGAGCCCAAUCUCACAAUGACAUCAGGACUGAUUCAAGAAACCAAGCAACCUCUAACAGCCCUUAUAUUCAGGUCAGACCAUCAAGUGGAGCUGCAGAAAGGUAUUCCUCCUUUGCUUGUCCUAUCUGUGGACUUAAAAACUACCAUACUCAUCAAGCAUAUGUACACAGAGGUCCUCCAGCACACAGAAGUUUACCUGCCCAAUCAACAUCUCCACACCACACACAAGAUACACUUAGAAUAGACCAUUCUCCUCGUAGAAUGAGUAGGUCAAGGUCAAGAUCUGUGCCAAGAAGCAGGAGCUAUACAUCAGACUCAAGAUCAAGAUAUAGAGUAAAAGAGUACAGCCGACUGAGUAAUUCUGAGGAAGAGGAAGAAGAGGAACAUAGGACAGUCAAAAGAAGUAGAAGUCUAUCCAGGGGAAGAAGGCCAUCACACAAACGAUACAGUACAUCAGAAAGUGAUCAUUCUGGAGAGGAGAACAACAACCUGGAUAGAAGCCUGAGCCUGUCCAUGGAUAUCAGCAAACUUACUCAUAAAAUGUUGGGCACUCUCAAAAGUGAGCUGAUGGUAACACGUGGCAGCCUGCGAGAUUAUGGCUCCACCUACUGGUGAAAAACUUUGAAGUGAGCAAGCCAAAUUGGUUUGUUCUAAAAAUCAUUCUGUAUUGCUUUGUAUACAAUCUAUACAACCAUUCCGUCCAAGUACUCCAGUAUUUACUAUCUUUUGAUACAAAAUGUAUAUGUCUACAUAUGUUAACUGUCUACACAGUAUUUCCAGUGAUAGAAAGUAGUUCUAUAUUUAGACUCAUGUCAAUUAAUCCAAAGGAUCAGUUAUCUCUUUCUUUCAGCCAAUUUCUUUCUCUUAAAGACAAAAUUGUUGUUAUGAAUAAUAUGUAGUUUAUAUCUGGAACUGUGAUUUAUUUAUACUCCAUAUGUCACUGUGAUUUAUUCCUCAUGUUUAUGUACAUGUAUAUACAUUUUACAAUUUACACAACAGUUAUAUUUGAAUAAACUUAUUUCUAACUAUUCCA
Biomphalaria glabrata is the source of this 6628-nucleotide messenger RNA. RefSeq lists its product as uncharacterized. Lineage: Eukaryota; Metazoa; Mollusca; Gastropoda; Planorbidae. Bases 493 to 6210 code for a protein of 1905 amino acids. The transcript has 28 exons. The record is from RefSeq and is a predicted model, not a curated record.